AUGAAAAAUUGUUCUCAGUCUUACAUAUUUUCUACAAAGUUAUCGUAAAUCAUUAGAAACGGAUGUACUGUUACAAUAACUGUUUAUCAAGAAAGAAUCACUUUGACAGGUAUGAGGAAAACCAGCAAAAGUGAAAAAAUCGACAAAGAAUUCAAUUUUUAAACUACACAAUAUGUCAUACAUUGGGAUUACUCUCAGUAAAAUUUAUCUUCAUUCUCCAUAGCCAUUCUAGAGACAUUGAAAGUUUUAGCCUAUGCAAACAGAAUGCCAAGAAGUACACUUUCAGUGCCAGCAAUGACCAGCUCAGCCAGUUAAAAAGUAUAUUAAAGGGGUUAAUUGGUUUCGCAAACUGGGAAUCGGAUUACAAGUACGUUAAACACAUCAGAGACAACACGAAAAGCUAGGUAUCAAUUUUGAAAAAUCCAUUUUUAGGUAAUCCUUGGUAAACAAGAAAAUUAGUUUUAAGUUCUAAAGCGCAUUGAUUAUCCAAUUGUAAAUAACCAUUACUAUUUAGUCUUCUGAUGAACUGCUAGCCCUUAAACUUCUUCGGGAGCAUCCUCAUCCGAACGUACUUGGCUUCAACUCAUAUUACAUCGACAAUAUGCAUUGCUACAUUGCAAUGGAUUAUCUAUCCUAUGGCACGCUAUUAGACCUUCAGAAGAGGUACAAUUUUAAAUUACCUAUGGGCAUCAUCUAAGAUGUGAUGCUACAGACUUUAGAAGGUAUGUCAUCUUGAAUAUUUCAAAAUAUAGGUUUAAAUCACUUGCACCAAUUAAAAAUUACACAUCGAGAUAUUAAAUAUGACAACAUAAUGAUUGCUUCUUUUAACCCUCUACAAAUCAAAAUCAUCGACCUAGGACUCUCUACAAUCAACACCACUUCCAACACAAGAGCUGGCACCGUAGGAUACAUGGCUCCAGAAGUAUUUACCUCACCUAGAAUCACUGAAAAAAUAGACAUUUUUAGUGCCGGAGCUGUAUUCCACAAAUUACUUGUUGGUAGACCGAUCUAUGAGGAUUAUUGGCAAAAUUAAGCAGCUGACAUUAGAAUCAGUUCGCACAUUCAAAAUAAAAAUGCCUAAGAUUUAUUGCAUCAAAUGCUAAGCCUAGACCCUAAAUUAAGAUACAAUGCUUAAGACUGCCUUGGUCACCCUUUCUUCACAGAUGAAUCCGACUAAUUGUCAUAGAAGUAUGUAAAUCAAAUUAAUUUAGGGCGUAAUUGUAUUUUUAUCUAUCCCCAAAAUAAGCCAAGCUAUAAGUUCACACUCCAGCGACAGAUUUCAUUUCUAAUUAAAAUGUGAACCCCUUUAGACUAAAUUGA
Molecule: messenger RNA, 1320 nt
Organism: Paramecium octaurelia
Lineage: Eukaryota; Ciliophora; Oligohymenophorea; Peniculida; Parameciidae
Source: the annotation of a GenBank genome assembly